GACUGGGUGAGGCAGAGGGCUUGCUACUUUUCCCGAGGUUGUGUUUAUCCACGACCACUUCGUCAACUAAGCGAUAGUUUUAUCGUUUUAAUGCGAUAUGAAGGAGCUGUGACGCGGGUCUGGACCAGACAGUAAAGAGAGCGCACAUGCGGCGGCUGCGCCUUUGAAACCCAUCCGACUUUAGGUAUCAUAAUUGCGUUUGGACACACACACCAGCACCAUGCAAAGCGACCAAGCGGGGCCGGCUGGAGCGGAGCUCUCCGAGGAGAAGGCGCUGCGUAAAGAUGCGGAGGAGGAGCAGCCGUCCCGGCCGAAGGGCAUCAGCGCCGUGGCCGUGCUGUGGACGUUUGGGAAAUGUCUGAGCGCCCUGCUGCCCGUCUACCUGGCCGGCUACUACCGUGUGAGCACCAGCCUGCUGGUCUGUGGCAUGAUGGUCUACACGGGAUGGAAACAUGCCCGAGAGGCGAAGGAGGAGCGGCUCAGGUCGGCUCUGCAGCUGCUCGGCAGCGAGGAGGACUACACGAACACCAGACUGUCCAAGAUCAGGCGAGACCUGCCUGCGUGGAUUAACUUUCCAGAUGUUGAGAAAGUGGAAUGGCUGAAUAAGGUCCUGCAGCAGGUGUGGCCCUAUGUAGGCCAGUACCUUGAGAAAUUGCUGGUAGAAACGAUUGCACCAUCUCUCAGAACCUCAAGCAACCACCUCCAGACCUUCAGCUUCACUAAGGUGGACAUGGGAGACAAGGCCAUGAAGGUUGUGGGGAUCAAGGCACACACAGAGAAUGACAAGGGACAAGUCCUGCUGGAUCUGUACAUCAGCUAUGUCGGCAAUGCAGAGAUCAAUGUUGAAGUGAAAAGGUACUUCUGCAAAGCUGGUGUCAAAGGAAUACAGCUACAUGGAAUGAUGCGGGUUAUUCUGGAGCCUCUGAUUGGUGACGUGCCAAUAGUGGGUGCAGUCACCAUGUUUUUCAUCCGCCGGCCUAAACUAGACAUUAAUUGGACUGGAAUGACUAAUUUGUUGGACAUCCCUGGACUGAACGUCAUGUCAGACAGCAUGAUUAUGGAUGCCAUUGCCUCAUUCUUGGUGCUGCCCAACCGUCUGGUUGUCCCACUGGUCCCCGGUUUGCAUGUGGCUCACCUACGCUGUCCUUUGCCCAGGGGUGUUGUACGCAUUCAUUUGUUGGAAGCCCGACAUCUGGCAGCCAAAGAUAACUAUGUGAAAGGGGUCAUGGCUGGGUUGUCUGACCCCUAUGCGAUAUUAAGGGUGGGCCCUCAGACAUUCACCUCCAAACACAUUGAUAACACAGACUCUCCCAAGUGGGAAGAGAUGUAUGAGGUUGUUGUCCAUGAAGUGCCUGGUCAGGAGUUGGAGGUGGAGGUAUAUGACAAAGACACAGACCAGGAUGAUUUUCUGGGAAGAACCACAUUGGAUUUGGGCAUCGUGAAGAAAUCUAUAGCAGUUGAUGAUUGGUUCACUCUGAAAGAAACUCCUUCUGGCCGGGUUCAUUUCAAACUGGAGUGGCUGACCUUGCUGCCUAACACUGAGCGACUCGAGCAGAUCCUAAAGAGGAAUGAAAGCGUCACCAGCAAGAAUUCUGAUCCCCCUUCUUCAGCCAUCUUGGUUGUGUACCUGGACAAGGCUGAGGCACUUCCUAUGAAAAAGGGAAAUAAAGACCCAAAUCCCAUGGUGCAGAUGUCGGUGCAGGAUGUCACGAAAGAGAGCAAGACUUGUUACACUACCAUUAAUCCAGAGUGGGAAGAAGCUUUCACCUUCUUCAUCCACGAUCCUCGCAAACAGGACAUAGACAUUCAGGUGAAGGAUGCCGACCGUGUGCAGACUUUAGGCAGUCUAAUCAUCCCUCUGUCCCGCCUCCUGGCAAAUUCCAAUCUUUGUCUGGACCAGUGGUUCCAGUUGGAAAACUCUGGAUCAGCCAGUCGUGUCUAUGUCAAUGCGAUCCUCAGGGUUUUGUGGUUGGAUGAGGAGAAUAUUUCAUCUGAAGUAUCAUCAAAUCUGGCAGCUGCACCAUCCAAACAGCUGACCCAACACACCGCUCCUCAUCCCAGUUUUGCUACAGAGGGACUGCUUAGAAUUCAUCUUUUGGCCGGCCAGAAUCUCAUUCCUAAAGAUAACCUGAUGGGUGGCAUGGUGAAAGGCAAGAGUGACCCCUACGUCAAGCUCAACAUUGGAGGCGAAACCUUCACAAGUCAUGUUAUCAAGAGCAAUCUCAACCCCACCUGGAAUGAGAUGUAUGAGGUCAUUUUAACCCAGCUUCCUGGGCAGGAGCUGCAUGUGGAGGUGUUUGAUAAAGACAUGGACAUGAAGGAUGACUUCAUGGGGAGGCUGAAGAUCAGUCUCAAGGACAUCAUUGACUCUCAAUACACUGAUCAGUGGUACACUCUCAAUGAUGUGAAGUCUGGUCGGGUUCACCUUGUGCUGGAAUGGGUUCCAACAGCAUCAGAGCCAGACAGAUUGGACCAUGUUCUUCAGUUCUACUCCAGACAGUCCUUCCAGAACAAGGCAGUGCCGUCUGCAGGUCUACUGUUUGUUUAUGUUGAUCAAGCAGAUGGCUUACCGGUCAAAAAGAGUGGAAAGGAUCCAAAAGUGGGGGCAGAGUUAACUCUGGGAGAAAUGUCUCAUAAAACUACGGUGUGUGAUCGUACAACAUCCCCUCAGUGGGAUGAAGCAUUCUGCUUCCUCGUUCGUGACCCCAGAGAGGAUAUUCUUGUUGUUAAGUUCUCCCACACCUGGACGCUGCCCAUUGGUUCUCUGGUUAUUCCUAUUAGAGAGCUGCUUUCUGAACCAGAGCUGUUCCUGGACCAGUGGUUCCAUCUGGAUGGAGCCUCACCCGAGAGCCAGGUCUUACUGAGGACUGAACUCAAGAUGCUGAUUCCUAGCAAAUGCCCUGGUACAACUGAAAAGCCGAAGGUCACUCCUGUGUCAGAUCCUCCCCCAUACACACGUCAACAGGAGACUGACACAAUUGUCAGGUCAAGUUCUGUGGACACCCCUCCUGUGGAGACUAUUGUCUCUUCAGUGACUUUGGAUGAAAAGGAUCAAGCAAAUGAAGCUGCAGCUGAUGUUAAUGAAGAUAUGGUGCACGAUUCACCAAGCCCUGCCAUAACACAACCUGCUCAUACUUCUCCAGACCUCAGCUUUGCCAGUGAGGGACUCCUAAGAAUCAUCCUGUUGGAGGCUCAGGGUCUAGUUGCUAAAGACAACCUGAUGGGAGGCAUGGUGAAGGGCAAGAGUGAUCCUUAUGCCAAAAUCUGUGUUGGAGAGGUCAAUUUUAAAAGUAAUGUGGUCAAGGAAAAUCUCAACCCAGUCUGGAAUGAGAUGUAUGAGUUGGUACUGACGCCUCAGUCAGGGCAGGAGGUGCAACUGGAACUGUUUGAUAAAGAUAUGGAUAAAGACGACUUCUUGGGCAGGUUCAAAAUCAGUGUGUCGGAUGUAAUCCGCUCCCAGUACACAGACCAGUGGUACACCCUGAAUGAUGUGAAGUCUGGCCGUGUUCGUCUGAUACUAGAAUGGGUCCCAACAGUGUCACAUAAUGACACCCUGGACCAGGUGAUGCAGAUGCAGUCUCUCCAGUCUUACCAUAACAAGGCCGUUCCCUCUGCAGCUCUGCUUUUUGUCUACGUGGACAGAGCACAUUUGCUGCCUCUUAAGAAAAGUGGAAAGGAACCCAAAGCUGGAGCUGAGCUUGUCUUUGGUAACACAACUUACCGAACAAAGGUGUGUGAGCGCUCCAGAUCUCCUCAGUGGAGUGAAGGAUUUUACUUUAUGGUUCGUGACCCCGAAGAGGAGAUGCUCAUAAUGAAGUUAUCCAGUGCAUGGGACCAGCCAAUGGGAUCUUUGGUGGUUCCUGUGAGGGAACUGCUCUCUGAACCCCAGCUGGUUCUGGACCAGUGGAUGCAUCUGGAUGGAGCCUUGCCUGAAAGUGAAAUCCUCCUUAGGGCCGAACUCAAGAUUCUUAACACACGAAUGGCAGAAGUCCCGAGGGCCUCUGCAGCUGGCUCAAAGAAAGAAGUUAUCCUCACGCAGGAAGAAAACACACUCAAAGCCUCUACUGAGGAGGAACAUAGCUCUAACCUGGCAACAAAUAAGUCUCCUGCAGUGACGGAUCAUCAUGUUCAUCCUGAAGUAUCAGCGGCAGAUCCUGCAGACUCACUAACAGAGGUUGCUCCUGAUGAACCAGCUGCCAUUCACACCACACUUGAUUCAUUCCCUUCUACUGAAGUGAAAGAGCCAACAGAUACACUUGAGUAUCCCACAGAGUCAAACACAGCUAUUAAAGACUUUGAACCACAGCAAGUCCAGACAGAGGGUACUGGCUUAGACAGUCUAGCGCAAUCCACUGUCACAAGUCUUCCCACUGACACUAUGAGGUCAGCAGAAGUCACAGAAAUCCCCAAAGUUGGUCCAGUUCUUCCACCACACACAGCGCCAAGUCAGGUCUUUGGUAAAGAGGGGUUGCUGAGGAUCCACCUGCUGGAAGCCCAGAAUCUGGUUGCUAAGGAUAACCUGAUGGGGGGCAUGGUGAAGGGCAAGAGUGAUCCAUAUGUCAAGAUCAAUGUUGGGGGGGUAGCAUUUAAGAGCCAUACUAUCAAAGAGAAUCUUAACCCCACAUGGAAUGAGAUGUAUGAGGUGGUUUUAAAUGGGAACAAUGAUCAGGACAUCAAGUUUGAAGCAUUUGAUAAGGAUUUAGAUUCUGAUGACUUCCUGGGAAGAUUCAGUGUUAAGCUAAAUGAGGUCGUCAGAUCACAAUACACAGAUCAGUGGUUCCCUCUGAAGGAUGUGAAAUCUGGACGAGUUCACUUGAUACUGGAAUGGGUUCCCACCGUGUCAAAUUCAGCAGGACUUGAUCAGGUCCUGCAGCUUCAGUCUCUCCAGUGUUAUCAGAACAAAGCUGUCCCCUCUGCAGCUCUGCUCUUUGUUUACAUAGACUCAGCACAUUCACUGCCUUUGAAGAAAAGUGGAAAAGAACCCAAAGCGGGAGCUGAGCUCGUUUUGGGUGACACAACCUACAAAACCAAUCUGUGUGAGCGCAGUACCAGUCCUCAGUGGAACGAGUCUUUCUACUUCCUGGUCCAUGACCCUAAACAUCAGAUGCUUGUGGUGAAGUUGUCCAGUGGGUGGGAUCAGCCGAUGGGUAAUCUGGUGGUCACUGUUAAGCAGCUGCUGGCUGAGCCACAGCUGGUCCUGGACCAGUGGUUCCCCCUGGAUGGAGCCUUACCCGACAGUCAGAUCCUGCUGAGGGCUGAACUGAAGAUUCUGAACUCCAGAAUGUUGGACAUGAUUGAUGCGGGGACUCUGCCCUGUGCUGCCCCGGGACCUGGAAAUGGGCAGCUGAAGAUGACUCUUUCAUAUGCCGGACAAGAGAAAAAGCUUGUUGUCAUUGUCCAUGCUUGCAGAGGUCUGUUGUCACAAGGUAAGGAUGGUGUAGACAGCUAUGUCUCUCUCAUGCUGCUGCCAGAUAAAAGCAAGGCCACCAAAAGAAAAACAGCAGUAAAGAAAAGAGACCUCAACCCAGAAUACAAUGAAAGGUUUGAGUAUGAUAUCCCUGAAGGAGAGACAAGAUUCAGGCGCCUCAGUGUGUCUGUGAAAAAUAAUGCAGCGUCAUUCAGGAGUCCGGACGUCAUAGGACAGGUGCAGAUUGAGUUGGGUUCGAUUGACCUGAAGUCUGGCGUCACACAGUGGUUCACGCUGAGUGACGACGCUGAGUAGAUGUUCUGCUUGCCCAUCUCAUAGUCCAGUGAUGUCAACUUAAUCACUCAACUGUGCACUUGGCUGCUACUCACACUGAUGCCUUCUCCUUCCCACCUCUGAACCGCUGCAGCAGCUUUACCUGCAACCACCAAGCUCACUGUGUACUAGUAUAAAGUAUAAAAAAGUGGAUUGCACCGUUUGUACCUCCCCCCACCAAAGAUAAGGAGAACACAGUAAGUUGAGAAAGAAUACGAUGAUAAGAAGUUACAAUAAAGGGCUAUGUUACUAUUCAAGGAAUUUUUUAAGAUGGAGCCAAGUAAGUGAAAGAUGAAGGAUGAAAGAUGUCAGAUUUCGUUGCCUUGUUGCCAUAAGAACUUUUAAAAUCUUGCUUAAAGUGCAGUUACAUUUUUUUGAUUUUAAGUUUUGUAUUUAUCAGUAAUGAAUAUUGUUACCAUUUCAGUGUUCACAACAUUAAUUUAUGAUAAGCUUGCAGUGUAAUGUGAUUUUAUGUAUACAUACACACACAUAUAUAUAUAUGGGCUAUAAAUGGUCAUUUAUGUCACAGCAAACAGCUUUUAAAAGCACAUUAAGAAAUACUUUUGUACGUUUAUUUUUUACAGUUUAAACAUGCUUUGCUUCACAGUUAUCAUAUUUAAGGUGUGAAAAUGUACAAAGACUGCAUAUCAAUACAAACUGUUAACGAUACAACGCAAAUAAACAGAUUUUGCACACCUCA
This is a messenger RNA of Cololabis saira (Pacific saury), 6440 nucleotides long. It is a transcript of the gene esyt1b, whose product is annotated as extended synaptotagmin-like protein 1b. The record is from RefSeq and is a predicted model, not a curated record. Gene Ontology annotation, molecular function: lipid binding. NCBI's taxonomy places the organism in Eukaryota, Metazoa, Chordata, Actinopteri, Beloniformes, Belonidae. The transcript is spliced from 53 exons. The coding region runs from base 221 to 5722 and encodes 1833 amino acids. Gene Ontology annotation, biological process: lipid transport.